This is a messenger RNA of Octodon degus (degu), 2157 nucleotides long. RefSeq names its product PDZ domain containing 1 (gene Pdzk1). The record is from RefSeq and is a predicted model, not a curated record. Bases 212 to 1756 code for a protein of 514 amino acids. The transcript has 9 exons. Gene Ontology annotation, molecular function: protein-membrane adaptor activity; protein binding. Gene Ontology annotation, biological process: protein localization to plasma membrane. Gene Ontology annotation, cellular component: apical plasma membrane. NCBI's taxonomy places the organism in Eukaryota, Metazoa, Chordata, Mammalia, Rodentia, Octodontidae.
GCUGACGGUUUUUCUGAUUUUCCAGUUUAGGGUCCAGCCAGUUGGCUGGAAGCAGGACAGAGGUCAGUUGAACUCAGACCACACAUCCCUGUUAAACACAUCAGCUUUUAAAUCAAUCUUUGAUCAAAGUCCAUUGAGUUCCAAGACUAGAGCUCCGGGGAGAGAGAAUUCCCAAGUGACAGCCGCUCUAAUUCCUUCCAGGCACACAGAAAUGGCUGCUGUCUUUAAUGCCCGAGAAUGUAAACUGGCCAAACCGGAAGGGCGAAGCUAUGGCUUCUUCCUGCGCAUUGAGAAGGACACAGACGGGCACCUGGUCCGGGUGAUAGAGAAGGGAAGCCCGGCAGAGAAGGCUGGGCUCCUGGACGGAGACAGGGUGCUCAGGAUUAAUGGUGUCUUCGUGGACAAGGAAGAACACGCGCAGGUGGUGGAUCUCGUCAGAAAAAGUGGGAAUUCAGUGACUUUACUGGUCCUGGAUGGGGAUUCCUAUGAGAAAGCUGUGAAAAAAGGGGUUGACUUGAAAGAGUUGGGUCAAAGCCAGGAGCUGGAUCUGAAUGACCUGAAAGUGGCCCCUGUGAUGAAUGGAGCAGUAACUUGGACCCAGCCACGGCUCUGCUACCUGGUGAAGGAGGGGAACAGUUAUGGCUUCUCUCUGAAAACUGUCAAAGGUAAGAAGGGGGUGCACAUGACUGACAUAACACCCCAUGGCGUGGCCACGAAGGCUGGAGUCCUCCCAGAGGAUCAUCUGAUCGAGGUGAAUGGAGAGAACGUAGAGAAUGCCAGCCACGAGGAAGUGGUUGAAAAGGUGAAGAAGUCAGGAAACCGUGUUGUGUUCCUUCUUAUGGACAAAGACACUGACAAGUACCACAGUGAACAAAAAAUACAGUUCAAGAGGGAAACAGCUAGUCUGAGACUGCUGCCCCACCAGCCUCGAGUGGUGCAGAUGAAGAAGGGAAGCAACGGCUAUGGCUUCUAUCUGCGGGCAGGGCCGGAACAGAAAGGUCAAAUCAUCAAGGAUAUAGAUUCUGGGAGUCCCGCAGAGGCAGCUGGCCUGAAGAAGAAUGACCUGUUAGUUGCCGUCAAUGGGAAGUCUGUGGAAAGCCUGGACCACGACAGUGUGGUGGAGCUGAUCAGGAAGGGAGGAGAUGAGACCUCGCUGCUGGUGGUGGACAAGGAGACGGACACACUGUACAGGCUGGCCAAAUUUUCUCCAUUUCUCUACUAUCAAAAUCAAGAACUGCCUAACGGUUCUGCCAAGGAGGCCCCAGCUCCUGCUCCUCUGGAGGUCUCAGGUCCAGACACUACAGAGGAAGUAGAUCAUAAGCCUAAACUCUGCAGGCUGGUUAAAGGUGAAAAUGGCUAUGGCUUUCACUUAAAUGCGAUUCAGGGUCUGCCAGGCUCAUUCGUCAAAGAGGUUCAGAAGGGCGGCCCUGCUGAUGCAGCUGGGCUGGAGAAUGAGGAUGUUAUCAUUGAGGUGGACGGGGUGAAUGUGUUGGAUGAACCCUACGAGAAGGUGGUGGACAGAAUCCAGAGCAGCGGGAAGGAAGUCACACUCUUAGUCUGUGGAAGGAAGGCCUACAAUUACUUCCAAGCUAAGAAAAUUCCAAUUGUUUCCUCCAUGGCUGACCUGCUGGAUGUCUGCCUGGAUGCCAAAGGAGACACGGUGGCAGAGGUGGCGCACGCCUCAUGCCUGGUGAAAGAGCGGGCCCACAGUACAGCCUCAAAUUCUUCCUCCAGUUCUGAAGACACAAAGAUGUGAUCAGAAUCGUGGCUUCAGCGGACGGGAUUCCUACUAAAUUUCCAGAAACUGCUGUCUCAACGAAGGAAAGAGCUGCCACCCGCCUUCUGUGUUAGCCAAGACUGUUUUGGAAACCAUCAUGUGUGACUGUUAUUUGCCCUGGAGCUGCUAUCACAAGGAGCUCCUUUAUGGGCAAGUUAGGAGGUUCUAAGGCAGGAGCCCCUUUGUGCUCUGUUCCAAGCUUUAGAUUCGCUACAUUUCUCUGUAUGAUGAUCUCUUUUAUAGGCUCCUUGAGCACCAAGGCUGAUUCAUCCAUCUCCAAAAUAUUGAAGCGGAUAAUCCCAUUAAAAUUAUGCUUUUAUAAAAAUGUGGUUGCUAAAAUACUAUUAAAGAUAUCUUGAGUAUGCUUAAUUUCUCUACUA